Messenger RNA from Brettanomyces nanus, 825 nucleotides. RefSeq lists its product as uncharacterized. Gene Ontology annotation, cellular component: preribosome, small subunit precursor; preribosome, large subunit precursor; nucleus. The record is from RefSeq and is a predicted model, not a curated record. The coding region runs from base 1 to 825 and encodes 274 amino acids. The transcript has 2 exons. Lineage: Eukaryota; Fungi; Ascomycota; Pichiomycetes; Pichiales; Pichiaceae. Gene Ontology annotation, biological process: rRNA processing.
AUGAAGACGAAUACUUUUGUGAGAAAACUAGCAUCGAAUGAUCGGAAAACGCGUGUGCGAGCCUUCGAGACUCUCACGCAGUAUAUCUCGUCUAGAUCGCAUACCCGAAAGCUAUCUCUUUUAGAGCUUCAAAAGUUAUGGAAGGGUCUUUAUUAUGCCAUGUGGUUCAGUGAUAAAGCUUUACCUCAGAAAAGGUUAGCCACACAGAUGUCAUCUUUAUUUUCUGAAUGCGUCUCAGAUGAACAAUUUGCCCUGUUUGUUACUGCCUUUUGGUCUAUCAUGGCUAGAGAAUGGACUGAGAUUGAUAAAUGGAGAACUGACAAAGACUCUAAAUUUGACAAAAAACUUGUGGAUGCAUACAUUUCAGCUUUGGAGGAAGGCAUAUUAAGUGGAGAGCUUAAACUUCCAAGUUAUAUCGUAAUGCAUAUCGUUGAUGUGUGGCUCGAUGAACUGGAAAGAGUUAUAUUUGAACUGGAUGAUGAUGAGGACACCCCAGAAAAUGAUGACGUUAAGGACGAAGAAGAGGAAGAGAAGGUUUUACAAGAGAAAAAGGAUCUUGUUUCCAAGAUUCCUAUAGAUAAAUUGCUUGAACCGUUUGCCAUUUUAUUGAAAAAGACCCCUCAGAAGGCACUCAAGAACAGAAUAAGAGAGAAUAUCUUUGAAGAUCAAAGACUUAAAGACUGGGGUGUAGAUACCGAUGGAUACGUUGAUAAAAAGACAACAUCGGCCGAAGAUUCAAAGGAGGAGAUCAACGAUCAAGACGAAGGACAAAAGCAAGCAGAUGGUGAUGCAGAUGAGGCUUGGAGUGGUUUCGGGGACAAUUAA